AUGAAGACUGCUGAACUGACGAAGAAGUUUGCCUUUUCAGAGUGCUCCACAAAGCGCAAGCUGGCGGUCAGCGGGGAAAAUGAGGAUGAGGUUCCAAUGAGUCGUAGUUUCUCAGUGGAAGACCUCCUUGAUGAGGUGGAGAAGAUCUGCUGCGAUGCGUCAGGGACCUCAAAGGUGGAGAUGGUGGUGAGGCUGUGGAAGGACGGCUUUACCAUUAACGAUGGAGACUUCCGCAGCUACUCCAUGCCAGAAAAUCAAGAGUUCCUGGAUGCCAUCAAAAGAGGGGAGCUUCCAGCGGAGUGGGAGAGCAGAGCAGAAGAAGAGGAGCUGGAGAUCAGUGUGGAGGAUAUGACUGAGGAAAACUAUGUCCCCAAGAAGAAGGCUUUUCACCCGUUCAGCGGGAGAGGAUACCGACUUGGCAGCGUUGCACCCAGAGUUGUGGCCCGGUCACCAUCUGUGCACGAGGAUGGAGAAUCUCCUCCUAUUCCCAUGGUAACACUAGACCACUCCCUUCCCGUCACCUCUCUGCAGAUCUGGUUGGCCGACGGCAGGAGACUGAUACAGAGGUUUAACCUAUCGCAUAGGAUCUCCGAUGUCCAGGAUUUUGUCGCCCGCUGCCAGAGGAGCUGUCCACCUUUCGUCCUGACGACAUCACUUCCUUUCCGUGAGCUCAGUGACAAAGAAUUGAGUCUUGAGGAGGCGGAUUUGGCUCACGCCGUCAUCAUGCAGAGACCCCUGAACACACAGGCUCUGUUUGGACACUCCUGACCGACACAGUCCCAUACAUCACACAGCAUGCUACCUUCCCCCUUCUCUUCAUAGACACGUCAUCAUCCUCUUUUUUUAUAUAUAUAUACAGCAACCUUAAGGCGCCCUAUGCCUUGAAGUGUUUUAAUCUUCACUGUGCACUUUGAACUGCACUUUGUUGCCAACAAGCUAAAGGUGAUAUUAUCACCAGAUUAGUCAGAAAGUGCUAAUGAGGGGCUCUGUUGACACUUUGUCUUGAUCUUUUGGAGAGGAAAGUUUACCUGACAACAGACUUACGGAAACCCAGCAUAUCGUUACACUUGGUGUCACAUACAGCUCUGGUAAAAAAAAAUUAAGAGACCACUGCACUGAACCUUCUGGUUAUUCCACCAAAUAUAGAUUUCUGAACUUUUCUUGACGUAAGUAUUGUUUUUUCUAAAUAAAUAUGAACUUGUUUUCUUUGCAUUAUUUGAGGUCUGGAAGCAUUUAGUCUUUUACGUUAUUUUGACAAUUUCUCAUUUUCUGCAAAUAAAUACUAAGAAAACGAUGUUCAUUUUACUCAAACAUACACCUAGAAAAAGCUAAAUCAGAAACGGAUCGUUUUAAGUGGUCUCUUAAUGGUUUUUUUUUUUUCCAGAGCUAUUUACAGGUCUGGAGAGAAAUUCAUAUCGCUAAAUAUAAUUAAUUUUGGCAUCGUUUAUUUAUUUUUUAUUCUGCUUUUUUUGGGGAGGUGGAUUGUACAGCUUUGAUAGUUUCUAAAAACAGGUUACUGGGGCCAAGCUUUUGAUUGGCUGGCAUUAUGCAUCCCAGAUGGCCUUCCGAACGACCUCAGUCCUGUUGCAAAAACGAUAAACAAAGGCUUAAAAUCAGGGUCUGUGCCAGCAAACCAAUCAGAGUGAAUGAGCUCUGCCAGUUCUGACCAGAAGAGUGGUCAAACAUCCAGGCAGAAUCGUCCAAAAAGCCUGUUGAUGAUUUCUUAAGCGACAUUUGUGAAAAUAUUAGUGGAGUUGUAUGUGCACAUGAUGGCGAAUGCACAUAUAAUUUCACUAAUGCGUGCAAAUAAAUUUUUGAGGAGUGUUCAUGUUUUUAAAAAUUAUUAAAGUUGUAUUAGGUGUAGUCACUGUUAUCUUUAAAUGCGCCAAAAAAUAUGAAAUUCAUUCAUUCAUCCGCAAUGAGCGGGUGACGAACAUCUGCUCGGAAAGUUCUCCUCCUUCAUACAACUACUAUCAAAGUCUUCCCAAUGUAAGAACACAACUCUUAUGCACUGCAGUUUUAAAACGGUGCUGAUAGGUGGGACAUAUUCUUGGAGAUGUGAUGUUUUGUUUGCACACUAUUUAUGUUUGGGCUUGUUGUUUGGCUCUUUCAGGUGUUUACAUAAUUUUAUUGUUUUUUUUUUUAACGUCAGUAUUUUUCUUCUCCUUUUAUUGAGGCUUGUGGGAAUGUGAACUCUGCUUUACUUGAUUGAAUGGUUGAUGAGCAUAUCUGCGUUUGUUUCAGUACACUCUGCACAGAUGAGCUGCUUGUAUUUCUGCUUGAUUUUUUUAUUUUAUUUUUUAUGUCUUGAACUCAAUUAUAAUUUUCUGUGCUUUAUCUUUUUUCAUGGACAGGGUUCAUUUUUAAUCUCAGAAACUCUCACAGAAGGCUGGGUCUGCUCAGAUUUGUGCCAAGGUACAGAAUGACUGCUGUGCUGUAUUUCUCGUAAGAAGUGUGCCAAACUAUCCAAGCCUUAUGUAAAUGUGCUACACAGUGAUGUCUAAGCAAGCCUGUACUAUUAAAAAAAGGUACUUCAACUGUU
This is a messenger RNA of Poeciliopsis prolifica (blackstripe livebearer), 2542 nucleotides long. It is a transcript of the gene ubxn2a, whose product is annotated as UBX domain protein 2A. Gene Ontology annotation, molecular function: ubiquitin binding. Bases 1 to 768 code for a protein of 255 amino acids. NCBI's taxonomy places the organism in Eukaryota, Metazoa, Chordata, Actinopteri, Cyprinodontiformes, Poeciliidae. Gene Ontology annotation, biological process: proteasome-mediated ubiquitin-dependent protein catabolic process; autophagosome assembly; nuclear membrane reassembly. The transcript is spliced from 7 exons. The record is from RefSeq and is a predicted model, not a curated record. Gene Ontology annotation, cellular component: nucleus; cytosol.